CCUCAACGCGACACGCUUUUUCAAUUGUGAUCGCAACCUCGCACGCGUCAUGGUCCAGAUUUCUCGCGCCUACUAACAUCGUCGCAUUAAUUGUACUAAAAGAGUCUUUGACAUAUACAAAAGUUCACUCCUGAUUCGCACUAAGAAAGACACCCUAUAAUCAAGAUGUCGGUCAUUCUGUGCACUGCCGGCUACGACCACACGAUCAGAUUCUGGGAAGCACUCUCUGGUAUAUGCUCCCGAACUAUCCCGCACCCAGACUCCCAAGUCAACCGUCUAUGCAUAUCGCCUGACAAGCGAUAUCUCGCCGCCGCUGGCCACCACACGGUCAAGCUUUACGAUAUCAAGUCAACCAAUCCGAACGCGAUCCUCACCUUCGAUGGCCACACGUCAAAUAUCACUGGUGUCGCCUUCCACUGCGAGUCAAAGUGGCUCGUCACCUCGUCCGAAGACGGCACAGUCAAGAUCUGGGAUACGCGAUCAGGCAACGUCCAGCGUAACUACACCCACGGUGUUCCCGUCAACGAUGUGGUUAUCCAUCCAAACCAGGGCGAACUCAUCAGCUGCGACCGUGGUGGCAACGUAAGGAUCUGGGACUUGGGAGAGAAUAAGUGUUCUCACCAGCUCAUCCCUGAGGACGAUGUGAGCGUGGCUAGUGUUACGGUUGCUAGUGAUGGCAGCAUGGUGUGUGCGGGCAACAACGCCGGCAACGUCUACGUCUGGCGCAUGAUACAGCGUAGCGAUACCACCUCCAUCCUCCCCAUCUGCAAGUUUGUCGCACAUACUACCUACAUCACCCGUGUCCUUCUUUCCCCAGACGUCCGUCACCUAGCCACCUGUUCCGCCGACCACACCGCACGCAUAUGGUCUGUUGAUCCUACUGCUCCUCACAACGUCACGCCCAACGACAACUUGCCAUCAGCUAGCGAGCGCGAUCCUGCUGCCUUCCCGUUGGAGACUACACUACACGGUCAUCAGCGCUGGGUAUGGGACUGCGCCUUCUCAGCGGACAGCGCCUACCUAGUCACCAGCUGCUCAGAUCAUUACGCGAGGCUAUGGGAACUUGGUAGCCAGAGCAUCAUUCGGCAGUACAACGGACAUCAUCGUGGUGCUGUGUGUGUUGCGCUCAACGACACGGCCGUUGGCAACUAGAGCUUCACUCUCGACGCACCAUCAAUGGACAUAGGACGAUAUCUGCAGUCAUUGAUAGCGUCUGGGAAACGAUGGACAAAGGGUUUCCGGCAUUUGCAUCAGCGUUGGCGUUCUGGCAUGGGAUGGAAAGGGUAAUGAGUUAAUGACAUCUGGUGUUUACGGCGAAUGUGGUAGCUUCUCGUCUCGCAUCAACGCAAGAAGCGAAAUGUGUAGAACACGUCUAACAAUGAGGUCAAGAAUCUGAAAACCAAAAUUUACAUCCAAGAAUACCAUAUAGUGGAU
Molecule: messenger RNA, 1434 nt
Organism: Alternaria alternata
Lineage: Eukaryota; Fungi; Ascomycota; Dothideomycetes; Pleosporales; Pleosporaceae
Product: WD40 repeat-like protein
Exons: 4
Coding region: 166-1152 (328 amino acids)
Biological process (GO): TOR signaling; regulation of actin cytoskeleton organization
Cellular component (GO): TORC1 complex; TORC2 complex
Molecular function (GO): protein binding
Source: RefSeq, a predicted model, not a curated record